Belonocnema kinseyi is the source of this 4500-nucleotide messenger RNA. RefSeq names its product protein transport protein Sec24C (gene Sec24CD). Lineage: Eukaryota; Metazoa; Arthropoda; Insecta; Hymenoptera; Cynipidae. The transcript is spliced from 10 exons. Gene Ontology annotation, biological process: endoplasmic reticulum to Golgi vesicle-mediated transport; intracellular protein transport; COPII-coated vesicle cargo loading. Gene Ontology annotation, molecular function: SNARE binding; zinc ion binding. Gene Ontology annotation, cellular component: endoplasmic reticulum exit site; COPII vesicle coat. The coding region runs from base 147 to 3734 and encodes 1195 amino acids. The record is from RefSeq and is a predicted model, not a curated record.
GCGCAAUGCUACCUUACGUGGCAAAGACAGCAGUUCGCUGUUGCACCAGUAAAUAAUUUUCUUUAUAAUUUAACUAAUAAUUAUUUGUGAAUACGUUCAAUUUUGUUAUGGUAAUUUGGAAGCGUCCAACAAUUUAUUAGUGAAAAAUGAAUCCACAAUAUAUUCAUCAACAACAGCAACCUCCAUUUUAUGGAGGUGCACAAAAUGCACCACCUUUUGGAGAGUUGAAUGCAAAUGUUCCUCCAAAUAUGUUAAAAGGGCCACAUAAUCCACAAACUUAUCCCCCUCAAAAACCAAUGGCUGGGCCACCGCCUUCUGGAAAUAUGCCACCAUUGCCCCAAGCUCCUUAUUACGAAAAUAAUCAAGGACAACUUUCGAACGCUCAGCAUGGUCUGCAUCCAAAUACACAGGCACCUCCUGUGAAUCAAAAUAAUUUAGUUAAUCAAAUGUCAAAUAUCUCCCUAGGAAAUAUGCAAAGGCCUCCCUCAUCACAAGGAUUUCCUCAUCCUCCAGAAAAAGGAAACCUCAUAUCAGCACCAUCAAAUGUGAACGGUUUUAACAAUCUCACAGAUCAUGUUCCUCAAGCAGCAGAAGCAGAACCAGGAGGCCCUUCCCUGGGUAAAACGACGCCCUCAUCCCAAAAUCAAGAUUCCCACCCGCCCAUGCAGGAUCAUCAAGGGCCUACCUCUCAAAGUCUUCCAUUCUCAGGACAGCCAUCCUGCCCAAGUCCUCAAUUUCCUGGUCAACAGCAGCAAAUGAGACAGCAAUAUCCUGGACAAACGCCUUUCAUGAGGCAACCUGGACAAGGACCUCUUUCCGGACAAAACAAUGUCCUUGGACAAAACAAUAUCCCUGGACCUCAAAACCAGUACCCUCCUUCCUCUCUUCCGGGUCAUAAAAACAUCUCUGUACCUCCAAUGUCUGGACAGAAUCUUGCUGGUCCCCCAGUGUCCGGACAACAAAACCAGCACUCACAGGAUCAUCCACACUCAGCCAAUCCAAUGACGGGCCAGCAGAAUUUUUCCGGACCCCCAAUUUCCGGUCAACAAAACUUUUCUGGUCAACAGAAUUUAACUGGUCCAAUGCCCGGUCCUCGAGUUGGACAGCAAAACUUAUCAGGACCGCCAUUGCCCGGACAACAAAACUUAGGACCUCCAAUGCCUGGACAUUUCUCUGGACAACAAAAUCUUUCUGGCCCUCCUCUGCCAGGACAACAACAAAAUCUUUCUGGUCCUCCUCUGCCAGGACAACAACAAAAUCUUUCUGGUCCUCCUCUAUCUGGACAGCAAAAUUUCUCCGCUCCUUCCAUUGGUCAACCGAAUAUCCAGCCUCAUUUAGCAGGUCCACAGUCCCCGGGAAUGAAUCAAUUUAGUCAAGGUCAGAAACAAUAUAUGGCGGGACCACCCUUGCCGGGACAGGCCGGAGGUCCAGUUGGAAUGAACCGCCAACAGGGAGCGAUGCCGGGAUAUCAACAGCAACAGCCAGGUUAUCAGCAAGGUUAUCAAAAUCCACCAGACAUGUACGCGAACCAGAGAAAUCCCUACCAAACGGGAGUUCCAGGAGCGGGUGGAUAUCAGCCAGGAAUGCAGCAGCAGCAGCAACAACAACAACAAGCGAGGCGACUUGAUCCUGAUCACAUGCCUAGCCCAAUUCAAGUUAUUCUAGAUGAUCAACGAGCACGCGGAGGUGUCUUCGCUACCAAUGAAAAGGGACUCAUUCCUCCACUGGUGACGACAAAGUUCACUGUCCAGGAUCAGGGAAACGCCUCUCCGAGAUUCGUGAGAUCGACGAUGUACACUGUUCCAACUACAACAGACAUAAUGAAACAAACCAGCGUUCCUUUCGGUUUGAUAUUGAGUCCGAUGGCGCGAGUCGAGGAAGGCGAAUACGAGCCACCAAUUGUAGACAUGGGAGAAAUUGGUCCUGUGAGGUGUGUUAGAUGCAAGGCUUACAUGAGUCCCUUCAUGCAGUUUAUCGAUUCCGGAAGAAGAUUCCAGUGCAUGUUCUGCAAAGCCACGACCGAAGUCCCUGCGGAAUAUUUCCAGCAUUUGGAUCACACUGGCCAGAGGAUGGACAGAUACGAAAGACCGGAGUUGAUGCUCGGGACUUAUGAGUUUAUAGCUACGAAAGACUACUGUCCCGAGAACAAAUUCCCGAAAUCUCCGGCCUUUAUCUUCCUGAUUGAUGUGUCUUACAAUACAGUCAAGUCUGGCUUGGUGAAUCUGAUCUGCGCCGAGAUGAAGAACAUCAUUCGGAAUCUGCCGAUUGAUGCGGGUCAACAGAGAACGAACAUGAAAGUUGGAUUUAUCACCUACAAUAACACGGUCCACUUUUACAAUAUCAAGUCUUGUCUUGCCCAGCCGCAAAUGAUGGUUGUCGGUGAUGUCCAGGAUGUUUUCAUGCCGCUGCUGGAUGGAUUUUUGUGCGACCCUGAAGAGAGUGAAGCGGUGAUUGACAGUCUUAUGGUUCAGAUACCAGCGAUGUUUGCGAAUACCCGCGAGACUGAGACGAUUUUGGCACCGGCGAUUCAAGCUGGUUUGGAAGCCUUGAAGGCGUCUGAGUGCAGCGGGAAAUUAUUGCUGUUCCAUUCGUCGUUGCCGAUUGCUGAGGCUCCUGGGAAACUGAAAAAUCGCGAUGACAGGAAAUUGCUGGGAACGGAAAAAGAAAAAACGGUCUUAUCUCCUCAGAAUACCGUCUACAAUCAACUGGGUCAAGAUUGCGUCGCAGCGGGAUGCAGUGUCGACCUCUAUAUUUUCAACAAUUCCUACAUCGAUCUCGCAACCAUCGGACAAGUUUGCAGACUGACGGGUGGCGAAAUAUACAAAUAUACAUACUUCCAGGCGGAUAUCGACGGAGAGCGAUUAAUCACAGAUAUCAUCAACAACAUUAGCCGACCCAUUGCAUUUAAUGUCGUGAUGAGAGUAAGAACAUCGACUGGAGUGAGGCCUACCGAUUUUUACGGACACUUUUUUAUGUCCAACACGACGGAUAUGGAACUCGCGAGUAUAGAUUGCGAUAAGGCAGUCGCGAUUGAAAUAAAACACGACGACAAACUCGCCGAGGAAGAAGGAGUUUUUAUACAGGCAGCGCUUUUAUACACAUCUUGUGGAGGAGUUAGAAGGUUGCGUAUUAUCAAUCUUAGUCUGAAAAAUUCCUCGCAAAUGGCUGAACUUUAUCGCGCUUGCGAUUUGGAUGCUAUUGUCAAUUUCUUCUCUAAGCAAAGUAUCUUCAAGUUGUUGGAACAUUCGUCAAAGGUGGUGAAAGAAAACCUGGUUUCGAGAUGUGCAAAUAUGUUAGCGGCCUACAGGAAAAAUUGUGCGGCUCCAAGCAGCGCCGGACAAUUAAUACUUCCUGAGUGUAUGAAGCUUCUGCCGCUUUAUGUCAAUUGUUUAAUGAAGAGUGACGCAAUAUCUGGUGUGAUGUCUCUCAGCCCGAACACGACUUAUGACAUCAUUGACUCGUUUGUUAAUUGGCGAAUCCAGAACCGGAAUUUUAAUACGGUCCGUAUCAAUUUGAACAACAGAAGGGACGCCAAAAACUCCUUGAACCCAUUGAGGAUUGAGGCCCAAUCCCAACCAAAGAAACAUUAUCUUCUAACAAUCGUCAGACAACGAGACAAGCUUGAAAUGGUAUUCAGACACUUCCUUGUCGAGGAUCGAAGCGCCGACGGAAAUGCAAGCUACGUCGACUUCCUCUGUCACAUGCACAAGGAAAUUCGAGCUCUCCUGAGCUAAUGAAUGAGUCAGUCGGUGCAAUUUGUCCAGGGAAAUCGAAACGUCUCUGAUCGCGAAUGAAGCGCAAGAGAAAAUAAAAUCGUAUAUCGCGGGUGAGUGCGUUGAAAGUGAAAAUGUAAUUUGUAAUAACAGAGAUUUACAGAGAAUGAAGAGAGAACGGAUUUGUAGAAAUAAUCGAUAAGUGCUCUGUGAGAAAGUGUCGACGUAUAGUAUGUCAACUUCAAUAUGUCAAGGAAAGCGCGCACAUACAGUGAUUUAUAAACGAUUAACAAUUGUAAACGUCAAACUGUAUUAAUAUUACUACAUAUUAUUUUACUUAGCCCAUUAUUAUAAUAAUAAUAUAUUAUAUAUUACACUAAAUUAAAAAUUACAGGUGUAUCAAUGCAUUAUAACUUUAUGUCUCAAAAUUGUCCGUCUUUUGUCGAUUAGAACAGAUUUUAUAUUUUAUUUUCAAUGACGAGUCUUUUUAUGUGGAGGUUUUUUCUGUAUAUAGUCUCCAUCUCCAACGAGUCUUUAUGACUCUUGAGAGAAACAUUCCGUGCAGAUCGAGUCACAGUUUACUUCGUACGAACACAGUUUUGCCAAAUUGGCGCUUUUGGUUACUAUAGCAUUUUAUAGCUAAUGGAAAAUAUAUCUUUCCGAAAAUUCGCGACUACUAAUUCUUAUUAGCGGUUUCUGAUUAAUAAUAUUAUUAUUAUUGUAUAGUUUUGUUAUAUAUCUCAUUUGCGGAAUAAAUACGUCUCGGUCACGGGGUUCCAGAAACGAA